Molecule: messenger RNA, 285 nt
Organism: Clunio marinus
Lineage: Eukaryota; Metazoa; Arthropoda; Insecta; Diptera; Chironomidae
Source: the annotation of a GenBank genome assembly
AUGAGUCUUUUACGUUGUAAUAAAUUUCAUCCCGCAGAUUUAUUUAUCACCGCAAUCCACAUGGCGAAUAUUGGGAUCAACAUUAAUUUUACAGGAAUUAAAUUCAUCAAAUAUUGCGUCCAAUGUCAGUUGCAAUACAUUAUCGCACCAGGAAAUUCCCGUAAACCUUUUCAAACACUUAGCGCUGAAGCUUUACCAUGGAAUAUAAAAAUGUUUCACAAUUCCACUAAAACCGUGAGAGUUGAGUUUUCAUCAAGCAAACAACGUCAACUCACUCUCGAAUGA